Messenger RNA from Pollicipes pollicipes, 192 nucleotides. RefSeq names its product cuticle collagen 2C-like. Lineage: Eukaryota; Metazoa; Arthropoda; Thecostraca; Pollicipedomorpha; Pollicipedidae. The annotation marks the transcript as partial. The record is from RefSeq and is a predicted model, not a curated record. The transcript has 3 exons.
CCGCGCGGACCGUCCGGCAGACCUGGACGGCCCGGGCAGCCGGGGCAGCCGGGCCGCCGCGGUGCGCCCGGAGGCCCCGGCCGGGUGCCGGGCCGCGACGGUGGGCCAGGCCAGCCGGGGCCAGCCGGGCCCGACGGUAGACCGGGACCGUCCGGCGACAGGGGUCUGGACGCACCGCCGGGCUUGCCGUGA